AUGAGGCUUCUAAUGUCUUCUUCGGAUCAAGAUGAAGGUGAAAUGAAGAUAUUUGCUAAUUGGAUACUUGAUGUUGGAAAUGGAAAUAUUGGCUCUGUUGUUGGUGAUGAAUUAGAAGUUAAAAUUUCAGAUGAUCUAUUGAUUACAACUACUGAUGAUCCUCUCUCUCAUUUGGUAGACUUUGCAUAUCCAAAUUUGUUGCAAAACAUAUCAGAUUACAGGUAUUUUCAGAGUAGAGCAAUUCUUGCACCCACACUUAAGAGUGUCGAGAAGGUAAACAAUUUUGUCUUGACAAUCUUUCCAUGGAUGGAAAAGGAGUAUUUGAGCUCUGACACAACAUGUCAAGCUGAUGAGAAUGAAGAUGUAAAACAAGAGUGGUUCACACCAGAGUUUCUAAAUGACAUCAAAUGUUUGGGACUACUCAAUCACAAGUUGACUUUGAAGCCAGGAGUCGCUGUAAUGCUACUGCAAAACAUAGACCAGACUUCAGGUUUAUGCAACGGGAUAAGAUUAAUAGUUAACAAACUUGGCAGCAACGUAAUUGGAGCGACGGUAGUGACCGGUAGAAAUAUUGGAGAUAAAGUGUACAUUCCAAGAAUGAACUUGAUCCCUUCAGAUUCAGGAUUGCCAUUUAAGUUCCAACGGAGACAAUUUUCAUUAACAGUAUGCUUUGCAAUGACCAUUAACAUGAGUCAGGGUCAAUCAUUAUCACAUGUACGGCUUUAUUUGCCAAAAUCAGUGUUAACCCAUGGACAACUUUAUGUUGCUUUGUCAGGAGUUAAGAGUCGCAGUGGCCUCAGGGUUUUAAUUCUAAACGAAGACGGCAAUUCAAAGUCAUCAAUAACAAAUAUCGUGUUCAAAAAGAUUUUUAAUAAUAUUUAG
This is a messenger RNA of Arachis duranensis, 882 nucleotides long. RefSeq lists its product as uncharacterized. The record is from RefSeq and is a predicted model, not a curated record. The transcript has a single exon. NCBI's taxonomy places the organism in Eukaryota, Viridiplantae, Streptophyta, Magnoliopsida, Fabales, Fabaceae. Bases 1 to 882 code for a protein of 293 amino acids.